GAUUCCGUGACUUGCGCCCUCCAAGCUCCCUCCUUCCCGUCUGGGGGUGGGAAGUAGGUACCGAGCCAGCCCCGGCAGACAGCGGUAGGAUGGCUAUGGAGCGCCACGGAUGGAGGUGGCUACCCGGCCUCCUGGCGCUGCUGGCGGCUCUGGUGGUGCCGAAAGGGUGGGCCAGGGACACCUCUGGCGCGGAGAGCCUGGGUCUGUGGCCCUUGCCCUUUGCCGUGGAUAUAUCCCCGCGCUCGCUUCACCUCUCUCCCAACAACUUUUUCUUCGGCCACAGCCCCACUUCCAAAGCCGGCUCCUCCUGCGAAAUCCUUCAGGAAGCGUUUCGGCGAUAUUAUGACUUUAUUUUUGGUUUCUACAAGUGGCAUCAAGGCUCUUACCAGUUAUGUUUUGGCACGGAAUUGCAGCAGCUUCAAGUCCACGUGGAGUCGGAGUGUGACACUUUCCCCAGCAUCUCUUCAAAUGAGUCCUAUGUUUUACAUGUAAAAGGACCAGAGGCCUUGCUCAGGGCCAACACAGUUUGGGGAGCUUUGCGAGGUUUAGAGACCUUUAGCCAGUUAAUUUAUCAAGAUUCUUAUGGGACUUUCACCGUCAAUGAAUCCGAAAUUAUAGAUUUUCCGAGGUUUCCUCAUAGAGGAAUUUUAAUUGACACAGGGCGACACUUCCUGUCAGUAAAGACCAUUUUUAAAACUCUGGAUGCCAUGGCUUUUAAUAAGUUUAAUGUUCUCCACUGGCACAUAGUUGAUGACCAGUCUUUCCCUUAUCAGAGCAUCAAUUUUCCUCUACUAAGCAGUAAGGGAAGCUAUUCUUUGUCUCAUGUUUAUACACCAAAUGAUGUUCGGAUGGUGAUUGAAUAUGCCCGAAUACGAGGGAUUCGGGUCAUGCCAGAAUUUGAUACCCCUGGCCAUUCACGGUCUUGGGGAAAAGGCCAGAAAGACCUCCUGACGCCAUGUUAUAGAAAACAAGUUCUCUCUGGGACUUUUGGACCUAUUAACCCUAUUUUGAAUACAACUUAUAACUUCCUGUCUAAAUUUUUCAAAGAAAUUAGUACCGUGUUUCCAGAUGAAUUCAUUCAUAUUGGAGGAGAUGAAGUAGACUUUGAUUGUUGGGCAUCCAAUUCAGAAAUCCUGCAGUUCAUGCAGGAAAAAGGCUUUAGCAAAAAUUUCACUAAACUCCAAUCUUUCUACGUGUUCAAGAUUUCAAAUAUGAUUUCAGCCAUGAAGAAGAGACCCAUAGUCUGGCAAGAGGCUUUUGAUGGCAGAGACAAGUUUAUGCCCGGCACAGUAGUUCAGGUAUGGAAAAUAGAAGACUAUAAAUGGGAACAAAGUCUUAUUACGAAAGCUGGCUUCCCUGUGAUCCUUUCUGCUCCAUGGUACUUAGACUUGAUCAGUUAUGGACAAGAUUGGAAGAAUUACUAUGAAGUGGAACCUCAAGAUUUUCCUGGUUCUGACAAAGAGAGAAAGCGUGUCCUUGGCGGAGAAGCUUGCCUAUGGGGAGAAUAUGUGGAUGCAACCAACCUUACUCCAAGACUAUGGCCUCGAGCAAGUGCUGUUGGUGAGAGACUCUGGAGUCAUAAAGAUGUCCGAGACAUACAUGAUGCCUACAGCAGACUAACCAUUCACCGCUGCAGAAUGGUCAGGCGAGGAAUAGCUGCAGAACCUCUCUUUACUGGCUACUGUAACCAUGAGCACAGAAUGUAAAAAUGAGCUGAAACAGAGGAGGGAGAAGCCCACAGUAAUCUGUACUACAAUCAAUAUGAAUGUAAUACCAUGUUUUUGAAUAAAAUAUCUUUUUUGUUGAUUAAA
This is a messenger RNA of Sus scrofa (pig), 1811 nucleotides long. RefSeq names its product hexosaminidase subunit beta (gene HEXB). NCBI's taxonomy places the organism in Eukaryota, Metazoa, Chordata, Mammalia, Artiodactyla, Suidae. Gene Ontology annotation, molecular function: beta-N-acetylhexosaminidase activity. The record is from RefSeq and is marked validated. Gene Ontology annotation, cellular component: lysosome; membrane. Gene Ontology annotation, biological process: ganglioside catabolic process; glycosaminoglycan metabolic process; carbohydrate metabolic process.